AUGGGCAAUUUUCUGGGAGUCUCGGCCCUUGUUCUAAAAGGCAUAGACGAAGCAGUAGAGGUGGCCGAAGCAAUAGCAUGCCGAGAAGAGUUAUCGCUUCCUAGCGAUCUUGGGUUGCAGUCCAAUGAGAUUUUGGCAAGUGACUAUGCAAACGCUGUGAGAAGUAUCCAAGAACUUGGAGGUACAGAUUACAUUUGUUCUGCCACAAAACGUUGUGGCGGAGGGAGUGAUGAUGAUGCCGCAGCUCUCAGCCCCGUGGCAGCCCCGGCCUCCAAGCGUAGCCUCAUGUCCUCGCUCAUGGACGCCACCGCGCUGCUCCGCUCCCCCUCCUUCAAGGAGGACUCGUACGUCGCCGCCGCGCUCCCGUCGUCUGAGCUCAGUGCGCUCGCCGACCUCAAGGUGCUGCUCGCCACCCACCCAGACCCCAUUUCCAUUUGGGGCGUCCCACUGAACCCCCACUCUCCUCCCGCCGUGGCGGACGACGCUGCCCCCGCCCCGGUCGACGAGCGCGCCGACGUGGUGCUCCUCAAGUUCCUCCGCGCGCGGGACUUCCGCGUCCGCGAUGCGCACGCCAUGCUGCUCCGCUGCGCCGCCUGGCGCGCCGAGUUCGGCGGCAACGCCGUGCUGGACGGGCACCUGGGCUUCAAGAAGAGAAAGUUUUAG
Molecule: messenger RNA, 663 nt
Organism: Miscanthus lutarioriparius
Lineage: Eukaryota; Viridiplantae; Streptophyta; Magnoliopsida; Poales; Poaceae
Source: the annotation of a GenBank genome assembly